Seminavis robusta is the source of this 777-nucleotide messenger RNA. The record is from the annotation of a GenBank genome assembly. Lineage: Eukaryota; Bacillariophyta; Bacillariophyceae; Naviculales; Naviculaceae.
AUGACAACCAAAGCACCCGGUAGCCAGAGCAAGAAGCGCGUGAGGUUCGAGGAAGACGCAGAGACUCGGCAAGUCAAGCGCCGUAUUCGAGAAAUGGUGUUACCCAAGAGUUCCCUGAUGACAGAGGAGGAGAAGACUUGCUGCUGGAUGCAAAGUGAAGAUCACCGGAAAACCUUACACGAUGUCAUGGCUCUGAUGCACGACUGUCGUAAUGAAUCUGCCGCUGACAAUGACAAGAACUCAUCCGACCCCAACAAGGUCUCCUUUGCGCAAUAUGCCGAAGCUCUCGCAUUGACCUUCACGCUCUGUGAUACCCCUCCAAUUACUCCAGAAGAAGACUAUGAGAAACAAGAUGACCCCGACACUCCCUCGUGGAACAUUCGUGACAGUCGGUCCGUGGGGCAGUUGGCACUCUGGGCAUCCAACCAUACCCCCACUAGAGGUGUCGAAUCCAAGAUUUUGCCCGGAUUGAAUCAGGAGCGUCAGCUGCGGCGGUCUAGAACUAUUCAGGGUGUCUUGGAGGCCCAAAAGCAACUGAAAACGAACCAGGCAGCGCCGGAGGAAACCGUGGCCACCAUCAGCGCGGUUUCUAAAGCUUGCUCUCAUUCCGCCAAACAAUUUGCCACGGCUCUAGCGGUGGUAGAUGGUACACAGGCGUGGUUGGAAUAUCAGUGUCUGUCAAAGCAACUAGAGCAUGUGGUGGACUACAAAGAAGAAGCAUCCAGCAAGCUAGUUUCCAUCUGCUCGUCUCCUUCCACAGAACAAGUUAGUCAAUAG